Messenger RNA from Myxocyprinus asiaticus (Chinese sucker), 947 nucleotides. Its product is annotated as homeobox protein Nkx-2.4-like. Gene Ontology annotation, molecular function: RNA polymerase II cis-regulatory region sequence-specific DNA binding; DNA-binding transcription factor activity, RNA polymerase II-specific. The transcript has 2 exons. The coding region runs from base 18 to 947 and encodes 309 amino acids. Gene Ontology annotation, biological process: regulation of transcription by RNA polymerase II; cell differentiation. Gene Ontology annotation, cellular component: nucleus. Lineage: Eukaryota; Metazoa; Chordata; Actinopteri; Cypriniformes; Catostomidae. The record is from RefSeq and is a predicted model, not a curated record.
CAGUGGCGGGCUAAACCAUGUCCUUGAGCCCCAAACAUUCAACCCCUUUCUCAGUGAGCGAUAUUUUGAGCCCGAUCGAAGAGACUUUCAAGAAGUUUGCAGCCAUGGAGAGUACAGCGAGCCUGGCAUCUCCUCUCUACAGGCAGACUCAGGUGUCUCAGGCAAACCUGCAACAGCACAGCAUGAGCCAUAAUACCUACCACAUGCCCCACUCUCAGUUCUCACACACCACCAUGGGAGGAUACUGCAACGGGACUAUUGGUACCAUGGGAGACCUGCCGUCUUACCAGGAGAGCAUGAGGAACAGCGCAACGGCGACGGCCUGGUACGGCUCGAACCCGGAGCCAAGAUAUCCAACAAUUUCCAGGUUUAUGGGUCCAUCGUCGGGCAUGAACAUGGGAACACUAACAGGAAUGGAUGCAACUAAAUCUAUGGUGACUUUACAUGCUGCGCCACGGAGAAAACGGCGCGUCCUCUUUUCUCAAGCGCAGGUCUACGAGCUGGAGCGACGAUUUAAGCAGCAGAAAUAUCUGUCGGCACCGGAAAGAGAACAUUUGGCUAGCAUGAUUCACCUGACGCCGACCCAGGUUAAGAUCUGGUUCCAGAACCACAGGUAUAAAAUGAAACGCCAAGCGAAGGAUAAAGCGUCCCAACAGCAACAAGGGGACACUGGAAACAUGUGCGCGCAACAGUCACCAAGGCGCGUCGCCGUGCCCGUGCUUGUCAAGGACGGUAAACCGUGUCAGAACGGCUCCAACACACAGACAACGGUUCAUCAACAGGUGCAGAAUGUGUUGAGCAGUGAGACUUUAGCUUCAGCUGAAGAUUUGGAGGAAAUGUCACCCAGUCCACCUCUCAUGAACAGCCUGUCUCAAACUGACGCAGCGCUCAUUGAAUACACCAGCAGUAUGGUGAACUCAAACCUGCUGUACGGCAGAACAUGGUGA